Drosophila willistoni is the source of this 7734-nucleotide messenger RNA. RefSeq lists its product as uncharacterized. Gene Ontology annotation, cellular component: cytoplasm; glycerol-3-phosphate dehydrogenase (FAD) complex. The transcript has 12 exons. The record is from RefSeq and is a predicted model, not a curated record. Lineage: Eukaryota; Metazoa; Arthropoda; Insecta; Diptera; Drosophilidae. Gene Ontology annotation, molecular function: NAD binding; DNA binding; pyruvate kinase activity. Bases 149 to 7684 code for a protein of 2511 amino acids. Gene Ontology annotation, biological process: glycerol-3-phosphate catabolic process; glycolytic process.
AGCAAAGAGGGCAAAGAAAAUCGCAGAAAAUUUGUACAAAUAACCAACAAUUUUGGCGAUUCAACGUUAUUCGGCUUCUCGUUUAGUGUUUGUUUAUAGAUUAACUAAUUUUCGACGAUUACAAACCGGUGAAUAUCGAAGCAACAAAAUGGUUAACGUAUCCAUUUAUGAUGAGGCACCUAAACUAAAGCCCAACGAAGUACCGCAAAAUAUGGCAGCCGGAGCAGAUAGCCAACUGGAGCAUAUGUGCCGCCUUCAGUUCGAUUCGCCAGUGCCCCAUGUCCGUCUAUCCGGCAUUGUGUGCACCAUUGGACCUGCCUCGCGCAGCGUCGAGAUGUUGGAGAAGAUGAUGGCCACCGGCAUGAAUAUUGCCCGCAUGAAUUUCUCUCAUGGAUCCCAUGAAUAUCACGCCGAAACCGUUGCCAAUGUCCGUCAGGCCGUUAAGAACUAUUCUGCCAAAUUGGGCUACGAACAUCCAGUGGCCAUUGCCCUCGACACCAAGGGACCCGAGAUCCGUACUGGUCUAAUUGGAGGAAGUGGCACAGCUGAAAUUGAGUUGAAGAAGGGAGAGUCCAUCAAAUUGUCAACCAACAAGGAUUUCCUAGAGAAGGGAUCUCUGGAAGUUGUCUAUGUAGAUUACGAAAACAUUGUGAAUGUCGUUAAGCCCGGUAACCGUGUCUUCGUUGAUGAUGGUCUCAUCUCUUUGGUUGUGCGUGAAGUGUCCAAGGACACCAUCACUUGCGAGGUCGAAAACGGCGGUUCUUUGGGUUCCCGCAAGGGUGUCAAUUUGCCCGGUGUCCCCGUCGACUUGCCCGCUGUAUCUGAGAAGGAUAAGUCCGAUUUGCAGUUCGGUGUGGAGCAGGAUGUCGAUAUGAUCUUUGCUUCUUUCAUCCGCAAUGCUGCUGCUCUUACUGAGAUCCGUAAGGUGUUGGGCGAGAAGGGCAAGAACAUCAAGAUCAUCUCGAAAAUCGAGAACCAACAGGGCAUGCACAAUUUGGAUGAAAUUAUUGAAGCUGGUGAUGGUAUUAUGGUGGCUCGCGGUGACUUGGGUAUCGAGAUUCCCGCUGAAAAGGUGUUCCUCGCCCAAAAGGCAAUGAUCGCUCGUUGCAACAAGGCCGGCAAGCCUGUUAUUUGCGCUACCCAAAUGUUGGAGUCCAUGGUGAAGAAGCCACGUCCCACACGUGCCGAAAUCUCUGAUGUGGCUAACGCCGUGCUGGAUGGCGCUGAUUGUGUCAUGUUGUCUGGUGAGACAGCCAAGGGCGAGUACCCCUUGGAGUGUGUCUUGACAAUGGCCAAGACUUGCAAGGAGGCCGAGGCAGCUCUCUGGCAUCAGAACUUGUUUGCCGAUUUGGUCCGCAGUGCCAGCACUUUGGAUGCUGCCCAUGCUGCCGCCAUUGCUGCUGUUGAGGCUGCCAACAAGGCUAAGGCUGCCGCCAUUGUGGUCAUCACUACCAGUGGCAAGUCUGCUUUCCAAGUGAGCAAAUACCGCCCACGUUGCCCCAUCAUUGCGGUGACUCGUUUCCCUCAGACCGCUCGUCAGGCUCAUCUCUACCGCGGACUGGUGCCGCUUAUCUACAAGGAACCCGCUCUUGCCGAUUGGCUGAAGGAUGUCGAUGUUCGCGUCCAAUUCGGUCUGCAGGUUGGUAAGAAGAAUGGCUUCAUCAAGACCGGAGAUUCCGUGGUCAUUGUGACUGGCUGGAAGCAGGGUUCCGGCUUCACCAACACCAUUCGCAUUGUGAAAAAUGCCAAGGGGUCAGCUGAUCGACGCUCUAGCAUCAAGAACAGCAGCAAAAAUAAACCGAAAUACAAUCAAAGAUUUUGUGAAAAGUGGCUAAGUGUAUUCGAUCCGUGGCUCCAGCGUUCAAGCGAUGAUCCCGACAAGCCUUUCUGCAAAAGUACGACCAAGCACAAACGGAACUUGGAUGCAUUCCUUGGUAAUGGGGAAGGAGCUGUUCGGAAGGAACUGCGUGUACGGCAGGAACGAAGUAAAUACUAUCAACAACGCAAACGGACCUUGCAUAAGGUGAAAAAGGAAGCGAAGGCAUCUGUAGAAAAUAAAGUGAUAGAGGAAAAAUUGGAACUUCCAACUCCUGAAGAGCACUACGACUUGUUGGUGUCCGAAGUUAACCAUCAGCUAGACGAUUCACACUUGGAAGCAGAUUCGGAAGCUGUUACACCUCUCCUGCCCCAAAAAGAUACUGGACUAAAGCAAACAACUGCACCUGUCCUACAAGUAACUGCAACUAAAUCGAGCCAGGAUGGAAUCAAAAUGCUUAAGCAAAUUCACCAGGACAAAAACGAGCUAAUGGAAUCCUUUCGCGAACUAAUGGGCAGCCAAUCAACAUAUCAUCCGCCCACCUCUACUAGAGACAAGAACCAUGUGGAUCUCUUCUUCGAGAGCGUUAGUUCUAGUGUCAAAGCUCUUACGCCCAAAUUGAUAGCAGAAGCCAAGAUGCGAGUCUCUCAGCUAAUAUGUGAGCUGGAGCUGCGCUCUUUGACCGAAAACAAUAGUACAAAUGAGGACAUUAUUGAGGUGCCCGUGUUCAAGACUGGUGUAACCAUAACCAAGCAACUCCAACCCCAUUAUGGACGAUCAGUCACACUUGUCAAGCCUCAGAAUGAUGUGUGUGCUGGCCUAGAAAAUCAAUUACUACACAAUUUUUGGAAAUCAAAAUUACAUACACUUAUUUUUUGGCCAAAAACCAAAAAAUUCGAUUUCGGCUCUAAAUUAGCAGUAGAGGAGAUGAAGAAUGCUAAAAUAUGCAUUAUUGGAGCAGAAGCAUGGGGAUCUGCGAUAGCAACUGCUGUUGGCAAUAAUGCCCUGAAGGGUGACUUCGAUGCUCGCGUUCACAUAUACGUCUAUGACGAAUUGGUUCGCCACAAUUAUCUGUCCGAGGUUAUGAAUGAUCAGCAUGAGAAUAUUAAAUAUUUACCUGGUAUUCAGCUGCCUAAGAAUUUGAUUGCGGUUAAUGAUUUAUUGGAAGCUGCAGAAAAUGCCGAUAUAUUGAUAUUUGCCACACCCCAGACCUUUGUGAAAUCUUAUUGCAACAUUUUGGAAGGAAAAAUCAAGAGUACGGCAUUCGCAGUCUCAAUGAUCAAGGGCCUGAAUCACAAUAAGAAUGGCGAAAUCGAACUCUACUCACAAGCUAUCAGCAAGCAACUGAAAAUACCCUGCUACUCCAUGAUGUGUGCCAACAGCGCAAUGGAAAUGGCACAGGGUAAACUCUGCGAGAUUACCAUUGGCUGUAACAAUGCCGAACACGCUCGCGUGAUGACCACAGUUUUUCAGACAGACAACUGCAAGGUGGUGGCCACCAACGAUGUGCAUGGAGUGGAGUUGUGCGGCACACUCAAGGACAUUAUUGCUUUGGGUGCUGGUUUUAUAGAUGGCCUGCGUUUGGGUGACAAUGCUCGUGUGGCUGCCCUCCAUUUGGGACUGAAGGAAAUGAUGCGUUUCGUCAAGACCUUCUACCCAACUGCGAAGAUGUCCACCUUCUUCGAGAGCUGCGGUGUGGCAAAUUCAGUGGCUUCUUCCUAUGUUGAUAAAAAUGUAACCCUUGCCAAGAACUUCGUUACAUCAGGAAAGACUAUUCAAGAAAUUGAGGCAAAUCUCCUAAAUGGUCGGAAACUUUUGGGUCCAGUGGUGGCGCAACAGGUAAAUGACGUCCUGAUUAAAAGGAAUAUGUUAGACAAAUUCCCCCUGUUUGCAACUAUACACAAGAUCUGUGAAAACAAAGUACAACCAAUGGAAAUUGUGGAAGCCUUACGCAAUCAUCCAGACUUAAGCACAUCGUCAAUCUCUGAGCUUCUGGAUGAGGAACAUCAUAUGGCACUUAAGAAUGCCACUGAACUCAUGCUUGGCAAUGAAGCCGACAUGGAAUCGGUGCCUAGCUUUUCUUUCGAGCAGAUGAUGUCUGAGGCUGGGUCCACCGAAAAGGAAUGUCUUACAUUUUCAGAAAUGCAAGAAGAUUGGAGUCCAUUCUAUCAGUACUUUACGGCCAGUGAAGCCAAUCGAAUAACCCAAGCGAUGAUGAAUUCAGCACCAUUUGAGGAACCCUAUCCCUUGGAGCAGAAGGCAGCUGCAUUUGAAUCAGAUCCAUUCAAAAUUAAAUGUAUGGAUGAUGAGCAAAAAAUCAGUUUGCUUUCAGAGAAACCUGCUCAAGAUGCUAUGUUGAAGCCUAUUGUUGCCUCGGGCACAAUCGCAGGGAAAACUCAAAAUGCCAAAAAUUUAUCUGUAAACAACGAUUUUCGUAUUGUUAGAAAGAGUUUAAGCACCGAAAACAAAGAAGGACCUCCAAAUGAACCUUCUAGCCAUUCUGAAAGUACUUCACAUUCCGGUACUGAAGAGACUAGUUCUCAAAAACUUGAUCAUGUGGAUGCAUUGGACUUAAGUUCCGAGACCAAGAUGGAUGAGUUUAUAAUAGACAAUGCCUGGUUAUCGGAUCAAUUGCCACCAACACUUUUGGGAAGCAAGAAAGAUAACCUAACGGGAGAAACCACGACAGAUUUUGAGCCCACGACGAAUGAGUCUGAAUCCAAACAAGAUGAACAGGAAAAGAGUAGCGCGGCGCAACGCAUUGAAAAGCAUUUGAAACCCAAAGAAAACCAAUUCCAAACUUUAAAUGUUAAGGCCAAGACUUCACCACCUCAAGGAACAGAAACGUCAGCAGCAUUAUAUGAUUCCAUUAUAGCUUUCGAAGACAGCGAAAUAUCUGCUAAAUCAGAGGUGACAAAUGAAGAGGAUCCGUUUGCAGCAUUCGAAGGCAUCCACAAUUACGGACCAGAGGAAUCAAAAUCAGAUGCAGCCACACUUAAGGCACUUCAAGCAGAGAUUGCAGAGCUGGAACUCAAUCAUUUAAAAGAUAAUGACUCAACUGCACUUCCAGAGUCAGCCGCGAGCAUUUCUAAUGAUAUGCAAAUGAUCUAUGAUAAAGAUGCCAUGCUCGGGACGGACUUAAAAGACCUCGAACUAGAGAUUACCAAUUUAUCCAAUACAAUGCACCUAAAGGAGACAGAGUUUCUGCAACAGGAAUUGGCUAAACUGCAUGAGAACAAUUCCGGCUCCAAAUCUAUAAACAUGGAUGUGUUAAUGGAGCAAUCAGAACAGGAAAAUAAAGUUCAAACUGAACUUGGAUUAUCAAAUUCUGCGGAAUCUACAGAGGAACGAACUUUCCAGGAUGAGUUGCUCAAGCCUCUUGCUGAAUCUGGAACCGAGUCGCAAAACCACACCCAAUUGGAAGACAACUCGAAUACAACCGAAUCAUCAGAGCCUAAAGUCGAGAAGAUCCAGCUCAAAGACACAUCGACUGAUAAAUCCGAUCAGGAAUACUUACUCUACCUUGAUAAUAACAUGUUGAAACCCCUAAAGGACCAAUUUUUCUUAAAGUCAGCUUUGGCAAAUGCUGAAGCCUUUAAAUUGGAGUCCCAAAGGCUGAAAGAUCUAGAAGAAAGCACAAAUAAAUUUGAAGAUAAACAUUUGUCAACAGAGCUGGAAAACAUGAAUCAGGCGAAUGAGGUGCAGUUCGAAGAAGAGUCAACACAGAAUACAGAACAAGAAAAACUAUUCGAUGAGAAUUCAUUAAAAAACUUCAUCAAUUCAACUAAUCUUGAAGAUGUUCAACCCGAAUCUCAGGAGGUAAAACUAUUCGAUGAGAAUUCAUUGAGAAAAUUCAUCAAUUCAACUAAUUUUGAAGAUCUUCAACCCGAAGAAGUAAAAGUAAAACUAUUCGAAGAGAAUUCAUUAAGAAACUUCAUCAAUACAACUAAUGUUGAAGAUGUUCAACAGAUAGAAGCAAAGGAUGAAUCAGGAAAAAUCCACGAUGACGUUAAAAAGUUUGAACCCAUAGAGGCUUACUUGAAUGAUAAGUUACCGGAUGCAAAGGAGGCGCCAAAUCAACGAUUAGUGGCUGACCUUAAGGACGACGAUCAGUUGAUUAAUUGGCUGCGAAAUUAUACUGACAAGGAAACUCAACCAUCUAAACUUGAGAAGAAGGAGGAUCACGGAUGGGGCUGGCUGCUUAAUAAAGUGACUAUCGAUGAUGAUGAAACCAUUAAGGAUGAUCGUCGAAAGGAGUUCUAUAGUAGCGAGAAGGAUGCAUCUAAUACGGAGGAAAAUAAAGAACAAGUGGAAAGCCGCCAAGCGGCCAUCCCAAUGCAGAAAGAUGCAUCUAAUACGGAGGAAAAUAAACUUCAGGAAGCUGAAGAACAAGUGGAAAGCCGCCAAGCGCCAAUGCAGAAGGAUGCAUCUAAUACGGAGGACAAUAAACUUCAGGAAGCUGAAGAACAAGUGGAAAACCGCCAAGCGACCAUCCAAAUGCAGAAGGAUGCAUCUGAUACGGAGGAAAAUAAACUUCAGGAAGCUGAAGAACAAUUGGAAAGCCGUCAAGCGGCCAUCCAAAUGCAGAAGGAUGCAUCUAAUACUGAGGAAAAUAAACUUCAGGAAGCUGAAGAACAAUUGGAAAGCCGCCAAGCGGCCAUCCAAAUGCAGAAGGACGCAUCUAAUACGGAGAAAAAUAAACUUCAGGAAGCUGAAGAACAAUUGGAAAGCCGCCAAGCGGCCAUUCAAAUGUCUCAAAAUUCCGAGGAAUCUGUCCUGAAUGAAGAAAAGCAACUACCAAGUCCUGUUCAUGAAAUGACAAAGCGUAAUGUUAUAGCGCCGGGAACCCCUGCUGCACCCGUUAUCAAGCCGGCAGUCCCUAUUCAUUUUACUCCUACGCCAUUGCCACAAACCAAGCCAUUGAAUCCACAAAAGCAGCAACCCAUGCGUAAGGAGUUGCCAAUUACAUCGAAUGCUUCUGGUGCAGCCACCGAAGAAGUAAUGAAAGCAGAAACAGCUAAUGACGACAGACCAAGUGAUAAGUGGCAAGAAUACGAAGAAAGAAAUCGUUUUGAACGUCGAAAAGUGAGAACUCAGAACUUGCGGGUUGAAAGAAAAGCUGCAUAUACAGAGGCUGCAGAACUAGACUUUGAUAAUGAUAGAAAAUCGAAUGAUCUAUUGGUAAAAGGUGCAGAGGCACUAAAUGAAAGUCCUUAUGCUCUUAACAAAUCCAUUCCGCCUGCUAAGCGCCCAGCCCUGCCAAUUGCUGAGGAACCACAGCUAACAGCUAGACCACCCAUCAAGCGUAGGGAGAACCCCAUAAAUCGUCUCAGUAAAAAGUUUCAAACCAUCAUGCGCAAAGGUCAGGUACAAGCCGUGGAGAAAAAGGUAUCAUCCAAGGAGACUAGAACUCGUACGAAACCACUGGAUGGGUCUGCCAGGGAAUUACCGCAAUUCCCAAAAUUGAGAGAGGCAGCGGGAUCAAGUCAUCGUCGCAGGGCACCAACAAGGCCACAAUUCCUACCGCCGCUUAAUCCCCGUGUGCGCACACCACAUCCGCCUUUUGAUGCCCGGGAUCAUGAGUACCACACCCUGGCAAGGAGCUAUCGUACACCACCAGAUCUGUCGCGAUUGCAUUCAUUGACGAACAUGCAACAGCCACGGUCCUCCAUGGUUGCUUUAGCCCCUAAGCCGCAAUCGAAAUAUUUGUCCACCGUUAAUCUGCCGAAAUCAUCUCAAACUCGGAGUCCGUCGUUUCAAAUACCAAAGGGCCUUUUACGAUCCCCUUCGUUGGCCAAAAUAGCUUCUGCUAUUCAUCUGGGACUAUUGGUAUCAUUUUUGGCACGCCGCAAGCAGAAUGACAAAUAGUUUCUAAAAUGAUUCUCCUUCAAAUUAAUAAAGUUUCUCUUUAAAAUUUA